Molecule: messenger RNA, 3060 nt
Organism: Meleagris gallopavo (turkey)
Lineage: Eukaryota; Metazoa; Chordata; Aves; Galliformes; Phasianidae
Source: RefSeq, a predicted model, not a curated record
UGCAUCCCCAGCAGCGCCGUGCUCUGCUCUGAACCAGCUCAGCAUGCUGUGCAGCAGGGCAAUACUGGAGUAGAGCUGCUGGGAGUGACCACAUGUGCUGCAGCUUUACACAAGUUUGUCCCCAUCUCCUGGAACACAACAGCGAGCUGAAGCAGUCACAGUCGAUGUUAAUUGGCAGCGUGGCUUCCAUAGGAAAACCACUUCUUCGGGCUCUGGGAACGUCCCCUUUCGGGGCUAAGCACCAGCCCGAAGUAACACAGAUACACUUCCCUCCAUUGUUUUUUUUCCAACUGAAUUCAGCUGAACAAAGCCUCCUGCAUAAGCUGCGCUUCAUGGUGCAUCACUCGGCUUCCUUCUCCCCUCCAGCCCUUCCUCAGCUGCUCCACGCCAGGCGAUGUCAGCGCAGUCAGCGCAGUCAUCCCGUGACAAACGGCACCGAGCACGCGGUGACAGCAGCGGGCAGUGACGGCAUCACCCGGGGUUCUGCAAGCUGUCACUCACCCGGCACGGUGUUUGUGGUGUUAAUUUAAAUGGCAAAGCGUAGAGCAAACAGCAUCACUGCUCAGAAGCUGAAAUCUGCAGAGCCGAGGAGGUAAGCACCUCCAAAACAGCCCUAGCUUAGCAACGAGCCCGGCUCUUUGUGCUGUGUGCGGCUUAACUGCAAUAGCUUUUACUCUCUUUGAUCUUCCGGGUGGCUUUAUUCCCUGGAUUUCCCAGGACAACGAAUACACACGGCUCCACAAGGCAGCGCUGCAGGCGCAGAACGCGAAAUGGCGGCCUGGGAACCCCGGCCGCCCUAUGCGUAGCCACGCCCACUCUUCGCGUAGCUACGCCCCUACGCUCCCUUCGCGUUGUCGUUACGUCAGCAGAGUGGUAUCCAUGGCAACACCGCAGACGCUCCGCAACCUGCGGCCUCCCGCCAUGGCCGCCCUGGCCGAUCCGCAGCAGGAGGAGGAAUUCCAGCGCUUCCUCCGCCGUGUGGACGACAUCAGCCGCCUGGUGCAGGGCUUGAGCUCUGCGGACGCCGCUGUCCGGGACGGAGCGAUCGCCGAGGCGGACCGACGGCUCCGGGAGCAGCGGGGCAGCGAGCAGAGCGCGGCCGGGGCAGACAGGACGGUGAUCAACACGCGCCAUCCCGAUUCUGUAAACACAGAGGCAGUGCACACAGAGGGCUUCCUGGCUGCUUUGGAGAAGGAUGCAAAAGAACGAGCUAAACAAAGGAAGAGAAAUGAACGCUUAGCAAAUGCUCUGAAGGAGAAAGGAAACGAUGCCUUCAGGAAAGGGGACUACAACACAGCUGCCCAGAGAUACACUGAUGGCCUGCAGAAACUGAAGGAUGUGCCGGAGCUGUACACCAACAGAGCACAGGCCUACCUGAAGAUGCAUGAAUAUGGAAAAGCCAUUGGUGACUGUGAAUGGGCGUUAAAGUCCAGGCAGUGCUACCAGAAGCUCUUACAGCUUGAUCCCCAAAAGAAAAGUUUAUUUAAAGAUUGCAUGAAUGAGGUUAACUUGGAGGAAAAAAGAAUGCAAGAGGAAGACAGAGCAAUGAAAGCAUUUCAGUCCGGAAAAGAUGCAGCUCUGUCCAUAAAAGAUCUGCUGCAGAAACUCAACAGGCCAGACCAGAAUAUCCUCUACUAUACAGGAGGGAUCCAAGUUCUGAUAGGAGUUGUGAAGGAGUGCACUGAGCAAACUUUAUUUAGAACAAACAAUGGGUUCAGUAUCAUCAAUGACAACGAGGUCAUAAGACGGGGCUUCUGUGCAGGAAGAAAGAGCACUGCUGAAGUGGAUCUGUGUGUUUCUCUUCUCUCCCUUUGGCAAGCUGUGUGCGCUGGGAACGAAGAAAAUCAGCGACUGCUGUUGACUCACCCUGAUGUGAAUGCACAGCUGUUGGAAUUGCUGUGUUCUGGUGUAUUGGAGAUCCAAAAGGAGACACUGGCACUGAUUGCUCUCUAUUCAGAUAAUGAGAAUGGGAGGAGACUGUUGAUCAGGCACCAGGACCUAUCCAGAUGGCUGCAGAUAUUGAUGAUGUUCGUCAACAGCACUGAUGCAAGGGCCAGCAGUGCCAUGAGUAUACUGUCGGAUUUAAUUCAAGAGGAAAAGUUCAAAGCACAGUGUCGCCUCACGUUUUCCACAUCUGUUUUACCACUGUUCAUCCAACUGCUGGCCUCAGCCAAGCUGGUGGACCAGACAGCCCUCUCAUGUUGCAUUGGCAUCAUGGGGAACCUGUGUGCAGAUGCAGCCAUCCGAGUGCAUAUGGCAGAGUGCAAGGAGUGCUGGCAAGCCUGCUUACAGCUGGUGGAUGGAUGUGCUGAUGUUGGCACACCCAAAUAUCGGGAGUGUGUGUUUGCAGUGCUGGGCCUCAUGAUGAACUUACUGCUUGAAUCAAACUCUGUCAUCCAGUGCCUUGCUGUGGACAUAAGUGGCAGAUGCAUGUCCCUCCUCAGGGAUCAGGAUGGAAGAACUGUGACAAGAGCCAUUGGAGUGCUGAGUCGCAUCCUGGCAGCAUCCUCACUGGCAGUAGAAGAAGCAGUGAAAGGAGGAGUGGUGAAGAAAAUGAUCAAAUUCUUGAAGGCUGGAGGACAGACCACAUCCAGUUAUGCUAUAAAGACUCUUUCCAUCUGCACAAGAAGUAGCAGACAAGCCCAGGAAGAGGUGGUGAAGUCAGAUAAGAAAUUCAGCGUGCUGCUGAAGCUCUUGGACUCAGAAAAUGAAAUGAUUGUGGGAAAUGCUGCUUUCUGCCUUGGGCAGUGCCUCGUUGUUCCUGGAGCAGCAACAUCCUUACUGAAUUCCAACAUUGUGAUGGCUCUAUUGAAACACGCUGGUGGUGAUGCUGCAAGAACUUCAGUGCAGGAGAAUGCAGCAAUUGCUCUGGGGAAGCUGUGUGUUGCAGAACCAAGGCAUAUUUUUCAACUGCGGGAGCUCAAUGGCAUGGCCAUCCUCAACUCCUCUAUGAAAUAUGUGCACAGCUCCUGACGUCCCCCAGAGAGCUUUGAUAAAUGCUGUUCAUAUCCCUUGCUGUUCCGUGUUUUCUUCUUUUCUUAAUAAAGCUCAUUCAAAGCA